Paramecium tetraurelia is the source of this 408-nucleotide messenger RNA. RefSeq lists its product as uncharacterized. Lineage: Eukaryota; Ciliophora; Oligohymenophorea; Peniculida; Parameciidae. The transcript has 3 exons. Gene Ontology annotation, molecular function: DNA binding; zinc ion binding. The record is from RefSeq and is a predicted model, not a curated record.
AUGAAGAUGAAAUAAUUUCUCGAGUGCGAAUAUGCGCUUUCAAAUCGCAUAAAAUGUGCAACAUGUCACACUGUGAUAUACAAGCAUGAUCUCAAGAUUGGACACAUAUUUUUGAGGAAAGAUGAAGGCUAGCAAUUUGAUAAGAAGGUAUGGUAUCAUGUCGAUUGCGUUAAAAAAUGGCCUACUGGGGAAAAAGGCUAAGAAUUACCCCUCUUUAGGUUACAAUCACUCAAGGCCGAAGACCAACUAAGAAUCAAGGAAUUAUACAGAUCUUUGCAAGAGAAACCUAAAAGUAAAAAGGAAAUCAAAGUCCUAUCUAAGCAAGAACAAUAUGAGAAGUAUGUGACUGUGAAGAAUCUUAACGACCCAGGCCAAAUCGAAGAGGACGAUGAUUGCAUUAUGUUGUGA